GGGCGUGGCUGUUUAUUUAUUUUUGCUUUUACCAGUAGUAGUGAGUGACUCUGCUGUCCCUUCAGUUGAUGUACUGGAGCUGAAAUGAAUGGAGGAACUGGGAAGAGAACUACUUACCAUAAGAUUGCAUAUGAUGUACUCCAGAGCAGAAGGCCACAAAGUGCUGUAGACUCACUGCUUGAAGCUGCAGAGAUUGGUGAUGAUAGAAAGCUAAUGGAAUUAGUAUCUAAAUAUAGAACAAUAAUCAAUUUAAAGUGUGUGUCAAGUGGAGAUACAGCACUCAUCACUGCAGCUCGUAACGGACACUCUAAUAUUGUAGAGUAUUUAAUGAAAAGUGGAGCUGAUCCUACACUUCAAAAUGAUAUUGGAGAGAAUGCUCUGGAUGUAGCACCUCCACACAUAAGAGACAUUCUAUUAUCUCAACUAUCCAAAGAGAGGCCCUCUACAGCUAACAGGUUAUUGCAAGCUGCUUGGUUAGGGGAUUCUGUCACUGUUAAAAAGAACCUGUCCGGCGGUAUUAUUAAUGUGAACUGUAAGAACAGUGAAGGACUAACUCCUCUAUUAUUAGUAACAAGGGACAUUAAAACAUUUGAUAAAGUUCACAGAGUAAUGAAGACAGAUUAUGAUCCACUAGGUGUGAUGCAAGAACUACUCAAACAUAAAGCUGAUUUAAGAGCAUGUGACUCCAAUGGACGGACGGCAUUACAUUUAAUAUCAAAUGAAGGAUCAUCAUCAGUUGGUGCAGUCCAGGCUAAGAAAGUAGUCUCACUAUUGCUGCAGAAUGGGAGCUCCACUAACAUAACUGAUAAGAAUGGAUACACUCCGUUGCAUAUUGCAGCAAAGAAUGGACACACAGCUAUCAUAGUAGCACUGCUGGAGGAAGGAGAGACAGACAUUGAUUGUAGAGGAGGAGAGAAUAGAGACACUCCUCUCAUAAUAUCAGUUAGAGAGGGUCAUAAAGAAACUGCAGAAUACUUAUUGUCAAAAGGAGCUGAUGUGACACUAACUGCUGACUCGGGAGAUACUGCACUGAGUGUAGCUAAAACAUCAUCAAUGACUGCUCUUAUAAAAGAUGCGUGGGAUAAAUCAAUAGCUAGUGAGCCAAUUGGUGCUCCUUGUGAAGGUAGUGGUACUGAAUCUGAUUCUAACACUGAUAUUAACACUGAUCUUAAUGCUGAUACUGAUACUGAUACUGAUCUUGCUGGAACUGUGACAGCUCCAUUCUUUAUCACACAAAAUAAUGGUCAGUUAAGAAGCAGUCGCUCGUUGAGUGAAAUAGCUACAAGAUCAAUUGAGAGGGUGGGGCAAGAAACCAUGACCAGACUGGAAAGUGUUGAUAAUAAUGAUAAAUACAUGACCAGACAGUCCAGUACACCUGAUCACUCUCAGUAUAGUGAAGUUGAAGCUGAUGAUGAACAAGAAUAUAAUAAAAUAUCAAAAAGACACACUCCAGCAAGAAGAAGAUCACUCCUACGUCAAUCACUGAUCACUAGCAAGCGUAACACCACUAAUGCUGAAUCAGCUUUAAGGCGGAGUCAACUUGCAUUAAGUAAAUCAAUGGAAUGUUUGAAUUAUAAUGGACACCAUUCAUCACCGACCACACCUACUGGGGACACACCAACCCACACAAUAUCAUUCAAUACACAUACGGACACAACCACUCGUUAUAAAGCCACGCCUUCAAAGAGAUUCAGUUUACCAGCAGUACAUGGAGCUACCUUAAGAUCAGGUAUGUACAUGUAUCAAAAGAUGUAAUGAAAUUUUGGGUGACUU
Messenger RNA from Amphimedon queenslandica, 1773 nucleotides. Its product is annotated as serine/threonine-protein phosphatase 6 regulatory ankyrin repeat subunit B-like. Lineage: Eukaryota; Metazoa; Porifera; Demospongiae; Haplosclerida; Niphatidae. Gene Ontology annotation, molecular function: protein binding. The transcript is spliced from 13 exons. The coding region runs from base 85 to 1755 and encodes 556 amino acids. The record is from RefSeq and is a predicted model, not a curated record.